AGGCAAGAGACCGCUCCAGAGUUUCCAUACUGUACACUACCUGUAAUAAUUUCAAGAAAAGAGAGAGAGCAAAAAGAAUUAAGGAAUCCAUCAUGGCUGAAAGUCUUUCUGCUAAAAAAUGGCUUCCUCUUGAAGCCAACCCUGAUGUCAUGAAUCAGUUCAUUUGGGGUCUUGGUGUUCCACCGGAUGAUGCAGAGUGCUAUGAUGUUUAUGGGUUGGAAGAAGAACUUCUGGAAAUGGUGCCCAAGCCGGUCCUUGCUGUUUUGUUUCUCUUUCCCCUCACACCACAGAUUGAAGCAGAGAGAGUAAAGGAAGACAGCCAAACAAAGGUGCAGGACCCCACUAGUACAGUUUACUUCAUGAAACAAACGGUGGGAAAUGCAUGUGGAACAAUAGGCCUACUUCAUGCUAUCGGGAAUAUCACCUCAGAGAUAAAACUUGAUGAGGGCUCAUUCUUUGGCAAGUUCUAUAAAUCAACUGCACGCAUGGACCCGAUGGAGCGUGCUUCAUUUCUUGAAAAUGAUAGAGAGAUGGAAGUUGCUCAUUCAGUAGCAGCUACUGCUGGUGACACUGAGGCUCGAGAGGAUGUGGAGGACCAUUUCAUCUGCUUCACAUGUGUUGAUGGACAACUGUAUGAGCUUGAUGGAGACAGGUCCGGGCCAAUUUCACAUGGUGCAUCUACUCCAAGCAGCCUGUUACAGGAUGCUGCUAAAGUUAUACAAAGGAUGAUGCAAAAAAUUCCAGACUCGAUGAACUUCAACAUCAUUGCCAUUUCAAAGAGAGUUAAAGGUGAUGCUCCAUGAGCGCAGAGUUCUGUGCCCUGGUGUUCCACGCGAGUUUUCUAAUGUACAAUGUAAAAGAGCUAAAGAUGGACUUGUGGCAUCACGUUUUGACACGGAACCAUUUCAGCUGCAUAUAUACCUCGACUGAGAGCUUUUGGGUUGAGCUUCUGUUGUAAUACUUACAAACUAAACUAAAGAUGCACUACAACCUUGGAGAAAUAGUUAUCUCUUCUCCACUUCCUGUUUGUCUAUUGUAGCGCAAUUGUUAAAUCAAGUUUGCCUUAGAAAUGAGUAGUUUUACUAUUGGAAGCGUGA
Molecule: messenger RNA, 1097 nt
Organism: Lycium barbarum (goji berry)
Lineage: Eukaryota; Viridiplantae; Streptophyta; Magnoliopsida; Solanales; Solanaceae
Product: ubiquitin carboxyl-terminal hydrolase 3-like
Exons: 9
Coding region: 93-803 (236 amino acids)
Biological process (GO): ubiquitin-dependent protein catabolic process; protein deubiquitination
Cellular component (GO): cytoplasm
Molecular function (GO): cysteine-type deubiquitinase activity
Source: RefSeq, a predicted model, not a curated record